This is a messenger RNA of Camelina sativa (false flax), 2233 nucleotides long. RefSeq lists its product as uncharacterized. Gene Ontology annotation, molecular function: RNA binding. The record is from RefSeq and is a predicted model, not a curated record. Lineage: Eukaryota; Viridiplantae; Streptophyta; Magnoliopsida; Brassicales; Brassicaceae.
GUAUAUAUAUAUAAAAAAAAACCCUAAACCUUUUAAGAUUCUCGUUAAAACCUAGCUGUAGCAGCAAUCUCUCUCGUUUCUGAUCGGAGCCAUGAGCAAGUCUAGCAAAAAAUCCGACACCAAAGUUGAAGCCGCACCACCUGCUUCAAUGACAAAGCCACUCAAGAAAGGUAAGAGAGAUGCGGAACAGGAUUUGGACAUCCAAGUUUCGAAGAAGCAGAAGAAAGAUUUGAUUGCUACUGUUCAGAAGGAGAAAGCUGCGAAGAAGAUACCAAAGAAGGUAGAAACUAGCAGUUCUGAAUCUUCUGAUUCUGAGGAAGAGCAGAAGACUAAGAAGACUAAGAAAGUUACUGCCAAGGAACCUCCAUCUAAGCUGAAGGAUGACUCUUCUUCUUCUUCUUCUUCUGAGGAUGACUCUUCUUCUUCUUCUGAGGAUGAUUCUUCUUCGGAUGAGAAACCUGCCCCUGCGAAGAAGCAACCUGAACCUCUUAAGAAAGAAAAGGUAGAGAGCAGCUCAGCAGAGGAUGAUUCAUCAGAGGAUGAUUCUUCUUCAGACGAGGAACCUGCCCCUGCAAAGAAGCAACCUGUUAAGAAGCAACCUGUUAAGAAAGACAGCUCAUCCGAGGAUGAUUCUUCUUCGGAUGAGAAAACUGCCCCUGUGAAGAAGGUAGCGUCAGUUCCUAAGAAGGCCAAGGCAGACAGCACUUCAUCUGAUGAUGGAUCUUCAUCUGACGAGGAACCUGCCCCUGCAAAGAAGCAACCAGCAGGUGUUGAAAAACCCAAGGCAGAAAGCGGAUCAUCUGAGGACGAAACAUCUGAGGACGAAACAUCUGAGGACGAAACAUCUUCAGACGAGGAAUCUGCCCCUGUGAAGAAGCAACCUGCAGCCUCUAAGAAUGCCAAAGCAGCGAGCAGUUCAUCAGAAGGAGAAUCUUCUUCCGACGAGGAACCCACACCUGCCAAGAAGAAGCCAACAGUUGGUAAGAAAGCCAAAGCAGCUGCAAAAGAUUCAUCAUCCUCAGAGGAAGAUUCUGAUGAUGAGGAAAGUGAUGAUGAAAAACCUCCUACGAAGAAGCCUAAAGUUUCAUCAACAAAAACUUCUAAACAAGAAACCUCUAGUGAUGAAUCUAGUGAGGAGUCUGAUGAGGAGGAGAGUGAAGAUGAGAAAGUGACCCCGAAGAAAAAGGAUUCUGAUAUUGAAAUGGUGGAUGCAGAGCAGAAAUCAAAUGCAAAACAGCCAAAAAAACCAACAAGUCAGGGAGGAUCAAAGACAUUAUUUGCCGGAAAUCUUUCCUAUGCAGUUCAGAGAUCUGACAUAGAGAAUUUCUUCAAAGAAGCUGGUGAAGUUGUCGAUGUUAGAAUUGCUUCACAUGAAGAUGGGAGUGCUAAGGGAUAUGGGCAUGUUGAAUUCGUUUCUGCAGAAGCAGCUCAGAAGGCAAUGGAACUGAAUGGUAAACCCUUACUAGGCCGCGAUGUUCGUCUUGAUCUUGCUAACGAGAUGGGAAACAGAACUCCACGAAGCAGCAAUCCUGUUUCCUAUGGAGUAGGAAGCCAAUUUCGAAAGCUUUAUGUUAGAGGAUUUGAUACUUCUCUUGGAGAAGAUGAACUCAAGGAUGCCUUUAGAAAUCACUUUAGUACUUGUGGAGAAGUGGGAAGGAUUUCUCUUCCAACUGAUCGUGAGAGUGGUGUCAUGAGGGGGAUGGCUUACGUAGAUAUGAAGAGUGGAUUCGAUGAGGCGUUGCAACUGAGCGGAAGUGAAAUGGGAGGAGGAUUUUUAACGGUGGAAGAGGCUAGACCAAGAGAUAGUGAUGGCAGUGGUUCAAAUGACAGACCUCCAAGGGACAAUGGUGGCCGUUUCUCGAAUAGAAGAGGUAGAGGGGCACCUGGUAGAGGACCACCUGGUAGAGGGCCACCUGGUAGAGGACGUGGCCGUUUCAGUAACGCUGGAAGAGGACCCAGCAAACCAAGUCUAAUUGCAUCUGCCCAAGGGAAGAAGACCGUCUUUAAUGAUGAAGAGUAGAAAGCUUUUUUGUGGUUGGGGAUGGCUCUUGUUUUUGUUCUAUCUUUUAUUUAGCUCUUUUUUUUGGCCUUGGUUUAUUUUGUUUCCUAUUGAGAAAAGCAUUAAACUUUCAAUAUGUGAUGAUGAGUUACUCUUCUUAAGAUAUUUGUGUUGGCUUUUCUUAAACUAAGAGCACUUUGCUGCUUAAAAUUUUGAAUUAAUCCUUUACCUUUA